UAGUGAGAGAAAACCUUUCAUAAAUAAAAGAAAGUCUCUUAAUAAAAUCAUAGAUAAAAAUAAAAAUAAGAACAGUAAUCAUAGUUCACUUAUUCUUUAAUUUGUACUUAUUAUAGAACUCAUUGUUCUUAAGGUCAUCAUCUGACUACACGUUGAUUGAUUAAGAGGAAGGCUCAAAUCGAUCAGAGAGAAGUGUACUAGCUAGAUCUCGUUGGUUCGAAAUGGGAAGGACGACAUGGUUCGACGUCGACGGGAUAAAGAGAGGAGAGUGGACGGUGGAGGAAGACCGGAUGCUCGUCGCUUAUAUCAACAAAUACGGUGUCAGGGACUGGGGUGCUCUGCCUAAGAGAGCCGGUCUGCAUAGAUGUGGAAAGAGUUGUAGAUUAAGGUGGCUUAAUUAUUUGAAGCCUGGUAUUAAAAAAGGCAAGUUCACUCCUCAGGAAGAAGAAGAUAUCAUCAAAUUUCAUUCCCUUCUUGGAAACAGGUGGGCAGCAAUAGCAAAGCAAAUGCCAAACCGAACAGACAAUGAUAUCAAGAACCACUGGAACUCAUGUCUUAAAAAAAGACUCCGUAGAAGUGGGAUAGAUCCCAUAACCCAUGAGCCAAUCAAAGCCACUUCCUCCUUAACGAGGUCGCCAUCAACACGGAGACAUUCUUCUUCUACUACUUCUUUCUCCCUUUCCUCCACAGGCUCUGUGCGUCUACUUAACAAGCUUGCCGCUGGAAUAUCCUCGAGAAAACUUGGACUCGAUAGGAUCAAGACUGUGAUGAUAUCUUCGGAACCAAGACAAGCCGUUGAAGAAGAGAAUAUGAUGAUACGCAGCAAGAACAACGAAGAGGAGAAAGUGAUUGGUUGUUUCAUGGAGAUUGAUGAGAAUUUGAUCAGUACGAUGUCGAUAGAUGAGUUGGCUUGUGACUCUAGCUACUACUACUACGACGACUGGCUUCGUGGCUACUUCCAAUAACUACUCCUUAAUUGAACCUUGCGAUUAACUAGUCGAUCCCUAGUCCCUACUGUGAUUUACAAGGCCCCAUACAAAAUAAAAUAUAUAUUCUACUAUCUACAUGAUAAAAAAAAAUCUACAUGAUUAUGCAAAAACUUAUUUGCUACAACAUUUUCUUGAAAAAUAUAAACAACUUUCAUCUUUUUUGUUUUGUUUUGAGAAAGAGCUUUUAAUCUUUUGUAUAUCCGUAUUUACAUAGUUUUAAUGAAUUUAUAUGUAUAAAUCUAUUAGUGUAAUAUGUUUGUUACC
Messenger RNA from Eruca vesicaria subsp. sativa (arugula), 1253 nucleotides. NCBI's taxonomy places the organism in Eukaryota, Viridiplantae, Streptophyta, Magnoliopsida, Brassicales, Brassicaceae. The record is from the annotation of a GenBank genome assembly.